AUGGAACGACUGAUGCUCGAACCGCUCGACCACGAGCACCACGAGCGGAUGACGCGUGGCGACAAGCACCACCACGGCGGCCACCACGACCACGGCCACAAGCACAACCACCACCACAGCUCCAGCGGCAGCUCCGAGAGCAAGGAGAAGUCCUACGAGGAGAGCGGCAAGGACUACGCGACGCUGCAGACGGUCAAGAACUGGAACGCGCCCAUGUUCUCGGCGAUCAUAAACCAGGACGACACCAGGCCCAAUUACGGAGACGUGAUCACCUGGAGGGGUGUCCAAAUCGCGACAGGGGACAACACGCCGGUCGUCGAUCAAAAAGAACUCGAUAAGAUUUUCGACGACGCGUACAAAACCAUGAAACACUUCACCGACGAAGAAAAGGAAACGUUCCACGCGACUUACCAGACCGUGAACAAAAUCGAGAACGAGAAUAUCCACUUGAACUCGUCCCAACUGCUCAAGAAGCACCAGUACAAGGUGGAGGAACACACAGUCAAGACAGACGACGGCUACCUCCUAACCAUUUUCCGAAUCGCACCGAAGAACACUAAGAAAACGGAAAACGAACAUGACAAAAAAGUCAAGGUCGUUUUCCUCGCUCACGGGCUGCUCGGCAGCUCUGAUGACUGGCUGUUGAUGGGCCCCAAGAUGUCCCUUGCUUACAUGCUCGCCGACGAGGGCUACGAGGUCUGGCUGGGAAACACCCGAGGAAACAAAUACGCCAGGCACCACGUUAGCAAGCACGAAGCGCACCCAGACUUCUGGCAGUUCAGUAACGACGAGAUCGCCCUUCACGACACGCCCGCGAUGAUCGACCACGCCCUCAAGGUAUCCGAGCAGAAGAAACUUCACUACGUUGGCGUUGCCCAGGGCACGACCACGAUAUUCGCUCUUAUGGCCGCCCGCCCUGAGUACAACGAGAAGAUCGCCACUGUUCACGCCAUCUCUCCUAUGGUAUACAUGACGAAGGUCCGCAGCCCGCUCUUCCGAAUGAUCGCUCCGAACAGCCCGUUCCAUGAGCGCUUGCAGGAACAGUUAGGCUCUGGCGAAUUUAAACCGACUCAAGAAUUGAUAAAGACCGCCGGCGGCGACAUGUGCGAGAGCGAAAUCGGCUGCAAGAACGUCUGCUCCAACGCUUACUUCGUGAUCACCAGCCUCGGGGAUUUGGAUGCCGAGCUGAUCCCAGUCAUCAUGGGCCACCUCCCCACGGGUGGAUCCAAACGGCAGAUGCAGCAAUACGGGCAGGCAGUCGCUUCGCAUGAGUUUAGGAAGUUCGACUACGGCCCCGAAAUCAACCAGAAGGUCUACGGUCACGUGCAACCUCCUAAAUACAAGAUGUCCAACGUGCAGGUCCCAGUUGUCUUGUAUACCACCACGAAGGAUUGGCUGUCGCACCCUGAAGAUGUCGAGAGGCUACACAAGGAGCUCCCCAACGUGAGAGAUCACCUCAAGGUAUCAGAUGAGGAAUUCUCCCACAUGGACUUCCUGUUCUCGAAGAAAGCUCCCCAGACCGUUUACGAAAGACUGAUCGAGAAUAUCAAGCAAGACGAAUCCAAU
Messenger RNA from Iphiclides podalirius (scarce swallowtail), 1566 nucleotides. Lineage: Eukaryota; Metazoa; Arthropoda; Insecta; Lepidoptera; Papilionidae. The record is from the annotation of a GenBank genome assembly.